UCGUAGUAUUACUCAGUCUACGUGUUCGUGGACGAUGAAGUCGAUUCCAGAGAGUUACCGGGAAUCCCAGGAAAAUUUCUUCGGCAGACGCGGGUUAUCCUGACAUAUCAGUGUAGUAGUAAAGAAAGAAGAAGGUGCCAACGAUUCAGUGCCAAAAGGUGGCUCAUCAUUCGACGACGAAGAUAACGAUAUCGAUUCGAGCGAACAAGAGGAAAAGCGCUCAUUGGAAAAGCGAUACUCGAACCCUCAAGCGGGAAAGUCAGCAUGUGAUCGUUAUGCAGCUGUCAUUAAAGGAAACAUUCGGCGUUAUUUAAACGGAAAGCAUAACGUAACGAACGCGGCUGAAUUUGUCGAAGCCUGUCACUCGUACAAUGGAGUGAAAGGCGUACAAGCAUUUGAAUGUCACCUGUUGCGAAGCGAGAAAGAAUCGACUGCGACUUUCCCGAAAAUUACUUCCGUCAAUAAUUUCCGUUUCGAAAAGAACGGCAUUCGUGUGCACCGAACCUGGAAAGUUGGCGGUGGAAAGUUAAUUCCAUGGAAAGAUUUGAAAUGGACCAAUAUACUCGAUGAGCUGGUCUUUCGAACUAUCAAUACAACAUCACACAUCUGGGUUUACCGUGCAAAACGUGAAACCAAAAAGGAAUCCGCAAAGGCGAUAUCCUCAGUUACUAAGUGUCUCCUGUCUGCAAAUGUCUUGAUUGACGGCCCGUAG
This is a messenger RNA of Didymodactylos carnosus, 712 nucleotides long. The record is from the annotation of a GenBank genome assembly. Lineage: Eukaryota; Metazoa; Rotifera; Eurotatoria; Philodinida; Philodinidae.